This is a messenger RNA of Cannabis sativa, 735 nucleotides long. RefSeq names its product pentatricopeptide repeat-containing protein At2g32630-like. The record is from RefSeq and is a predicted model, not a curated record. The coding region runs from base 1 to 735 and encodes 244 amino acids. Gene Ontology annotation, molecular function: protein binding. NCBI's taxonomy places the organism in Eukaryota, Viridiplantae, Streptophyta, Magnoliopsida, Rosales, Cannabaceae. The transcript has a single exon.
AUGGUGGCUUUGAUUGAUGGUGGGGGUGAGAAGAAGCCCAAAUUUGUUAAGAAAUUUUGUGAUAUGAUGUUUGUAGUUUAUGUGAAUAAUGAAAUGUUUGAAGAGGCUAUAGGGGUUUUUGAAUAUGCUUAUGAGAAUGGGUUGGAGAUUGAGGAAAGGUCUUGCUUUGCUCUUUUGGUUGCUUUAAAGAAAUCUCAUAAGGUGGAGUUGUGUUUAGCCUUCUUUGAUCGGAUGGUUAAGAAAGGAGUUGAAAUUACAGUUCAUUCUUUGACUACUGUGAUUAAUGGGUUGUGUAAGAAAGGUGAGUUUCAAAGGGCAAAGGCUUUAAUGGAUGAGUUGGGUAUUAGAGGGGUUAAAGCUAAUGUUUUCACUUACAAUGGUUUUAUAGAUGCAUAUAUUGAAAGAAAGGACUUUGAGGGCGUUAAGGAGAUAUUGAGCUUGAUGGAAAGGGAGAAUGUGAAUUAUAAUGCUGUGACUUAUACACUUUUGGUAGAGUGGUAUGGUAGCUGUGGGAAGAUUGAAAAAGCAGGGCAACUGUUUGAUGAAAUGCUUGAGAGAGGGAUAGAGCCAGAUAUUUAUGUUUACACUGCAUUAAUCAAAUGGAGUUGUAGACCAGGGAAUUUGAAAAGGGCAUUCUCAUUGUUUGAUGCAUUAACUAUGACAGGCCUUAAACCGAACACUCACACUUAUGGAGCUCUGAUUACUGGUGUAGGCAGCAGAGAUUUUGCUAAGUGA